Molecule: messenger RNA, 2544 nt
Organism: Candoia aspera
Lineage: Eukaryota; Metazoa; Chordata; Lepidosauria; Squamata; Candoiidae
Gene: NECTIN2
Product: nectin cell adhesion molecule 2
Exons: 6
Coding region: 160-1599 (479 amino acids)
Source: RefSeq, a predicted model, not a curated record
UCGCCGCUCGCGACGGGAGUAGCGCAGCAGCACAGCCGGGGAGAGCAGCGGAGAGGCGACCCCGCGGGCUCCGAGGCAGACUCGCGGCGCAGCCGAGCGUGGGCGCCGUCGCCCGGGAGGACCCGCCGCCGGUGCUCGCCCUCUCCUCUCCGCCGCCCCAUGGGCGCGCCGCGGCGGCCGUGCGCUUGGGCGAGCCUCCUCUGGGGCUGCUUCUCCGUCGUGCUUGCCCAGCAAGUGACAGUUCGAGAUGAGGUCACAGGCUACCUGGGGAAGAAGGUCGUCCUGCCCUGCAACAUUGCGGCCACUGAGCCUGAGAUGAAGAUCAGCCAGGUGACCUGGGGGAAGGGGGUUGGUGGAAGGAAGCAGAAUGUGGCGGUGUACCAUCCAAUCCACGGGCAAAGCUAUCCAAUGGAGAAGAACAGCAGGCGGAUCCGUUUCCUCACACAGUCCUUGGCGGAUGCCACACUGGUCAUCGAACACCUGCUCAUGACGGAUGAGGGCACCUACACGUGCGAGUUUGCUACAUAUCCCAACGGCAAUGAAGUGGGCACCACCAACCUGGUCAUCCUGGCCAAGCCCACGAGCAGCGCUAAGGCUGAGGAGGUGAAAGCCAGCAACACGGAGCAGCCUGUGGCUGUCUGCACUUCUGCAAAUGGGAAGCCGCCGGCGCGCAUCACCUGGCAGUCGGGGCUGAGCGGCAACGCAAAUGUUACGCAGGCAAACAAUCCGGACGGCACCGUCACUGUCACCAGCCGCUACAACGUGGUGCCCACCAAGGAGGCCAACGAGCAGCAAAUCACCUGCCUGGUAGAACACGUGACCUUGCCGCAGCCGGAGUCCUUCCCUGUCCGGCUUUCCAUACUGUAUGCUCCUGAGGUUACCAUAGAGGGUUACGAUGACAACUGGUAUCUGACCCGCAACGAGGCCAUGCUCAUCUGCACUGCGAGGGGGAACCCCACCCCGGUGGACUUCUCUUGGACCACGUCCAGCGGGUCGCUCCCCAAGUCAGUGGAAGUCCAGGGUCACCGACUGCUAGUGAGGAAUGUGGAUCACUCUGUGAAUACCACCUUUAUCUGCCAGGCCACCAAUCGCGUGGGGCAGGUUGCGACGCAGCAAGUCAUCCUUGUCCGGGACCAGCCGGUGAAGAGUCAGAGCCGCAACGUUGGAGCCCUGGCCGGGGGUAUCGUGGGAGGGAUCCUGGCCCUGGCAGUUCUGGGGGCCAUAGUCGUCUUCAUCCUGCACCGCCGGCACCCCCGGGCUUCCAAAGGCUCCUUUGACCCCAAGACCCGGGUCUUUGGCAACGGGACCGCUCAGCCCCCAACUCGCGACUUCACCGAGCUCGACCGGCCACUCAAACCUGCCUCAGGGCGAAAGCAGGAGGAGGAGGAGGAGGAGGAUUAUGAUGGGGAGGAGGUGCGCGAAGGACGGCGGCACCCUCCCUACAGCUACGCCCCACGACACCGGGAGGACACGGAGGAACGGUUCGACCAGCUGGGCCCGAUGCUGCGGCUUGGCCCCGACCUGCAUGGCUACGAGUACGACGACAUGGAAUCCCAGCACGACGGCUCCAUCAUCUCCAAAACGGCCGUCUACGUGUGAGCUCCGUCUGGGCACCCCCUCUGGGACAGCGAGGGAACAGCGGUCCCUCCCCAAGACCGUCGGACGCUCCCUUAAGAGUUUUUGACGUUCUCUUCAACGUACGGACCCUGCCGAGGGACGCCCUGCUCGAGAAAGGCGAGGCCGCCGCCUGGGCAGGGGGGAAUCCAAGGAAAAACCAGCAGGGUGUUCUGGGGAAAGGGGAAUUAAGGAGAAAAAGCCGAGCUGGGGUUGAAGCCUCCAAGACGUCCCUCCUGGAGAUCUGUGUGGUGCUGCUGCCUUAGCAGGAUUUUUAAACCUUGGCUUUGUUUUUAAUGUUAGAGGAGAUACCUGGACUUGGAGCGGCGCAGGAAAGGAAUUUAAUUUAUCCAGCAUCCCCGUGAAACGGGACUCAAAGCAGCCUCCUGGGUCAGGGACGGAGGCUCUGACGCCCCCUCCGAAGUGACUCCGUUGGAACUGGCACCCCUGCCUUGAUCGAGAGAGGCUCAGCUGCUUUUAAAACCCUGGGCCUCCCUUCGCCACCCCUUGCUCCGGGGAAGCAGGGCCUGAGGUGCCCUGCUCUUGCGCCUGACAGCACCCUUUCCUCUUAGGGGACGAGUUGGUUGGGGGGGAAAGGAGGAACCCGGUGUAGCUGUGCAGGGAGCCCCCUGGUUUUUUAAAGACUCUUUGGUUAAGGAAUUACCCGGGAAUUGCUGGAGAUUGUCAGUCUUGUGGAUUCUGUGGUUUGGCCGUGCACCACUUCCUCCUUCCAUCUCCGGAUCAGUCUCGCACGAGAGAGAGAGAGAAAGGGAUGGUUCUCUGUCACCGGGACAGGCAGAGCUGUUUCUUUGUCUUCCGUGUUCCUACACAACCUUUAUGCUGUACUUUAUAUGUCCUCCUUCCAUUGUCUGUAAAUACCCCCACUUAAAAAAAAAAAACAGCAAAGGCACAGAGCUAUUUUCAGAUUAG